Messenger RNA from Neltuma alba, 1404 nucleotides. Its product is annotated as amino acid permease 2-like. Lineage: Eukaryota; Viridiplantae; Streptophyta; Magnoliopsida; Fabales; Fabaceae. The record is from RefSeq and is a predicted model, not a curated record. The transcript is spliced from 6 exons. Bases 178 to 1404 code for a protein of 408 amino acids.
GAGAAGUCCAUAGAUGCGGAACCUCCCUCUAAAUUCUGCGACGACGACGGCCGUCUUAAACGAACUGGAACAGUAUGGACGGUGAGUUCGCACAUAAUAACGGCGGUGAUAGGAUCUGGUGUGUUAUCCUUAGCGUGGGCCGUAGCUCAGCUUGGUUGGAUCGCCGGUCCUUCCGUAAUGUUACUGUUCGCCGUCGUCAUUCUCUAUACUUCUUCCUUGCUGUGUGAUUGUUACCGUCUCGACGACGCCGUCUCUGGCAAGAGGAACUACACCUACAUGGACGCUGUUGCUUCCAUUCUAGGUGGAGUUAAUGUGAAAUUGUGUGGGAUAUUCCAGCAUGUGAGUCUUGUGGGAGUCGCAAUAGGAUACACAAUCGCGGCUUCAAUCAGCGUAAUGGCAAUCAAAAGGUCCAAUUGUUUGCACGAAAAAGGGGGAGGAAAAGAAUGCAACAUGUCAAGCAAUCCAUAUAUGGUAGGUUUUGGGGUAAUUCAGGUAUUUCUGUCUCAAAUACCAGACUUUGACCAGAUUUGGUGGCUCUCUAUAGUUGCUGCAAUCAUGUCUUUUACCUACUCCACCAUUGGCCUCUCUCUUGGAAUCGCUAAUGUUGCAGAAACUGGUAAAAUUAAGGGCAGUCUCAGAGGAAUAAGCACUGGAACUACUCUAACUCAAACCGAUAAAGUAUGGAGGAAUUCCCAAGCUCUUGGUGAUAUAGCCUUUGCUAACUCAUUCUCUAUUGUCCUCAUUGAAAUUCAGGACACAAUAAAGUCUCCACCAUCAGAAGCAAAGACAAUGAAGAAAGCAACAAGGAUAAGUAUCGCAGUGACCACAACGUUCUGCAUUUUGUGUGGCUGCACGGGCUACGCGGCUCUCGGAGACAAGUCACCUGGAAAUCUGCUUACCGACUUGGCCUUCUCCGACCCCUUUUGGCUUCUCGACGCCGCCAACGCCGGCAUAGCCGUCCACCUCGUCGGAGCUUACCAAGUGUUCUCUCAGCCCAUCUUCGCCUUCAUGGAGAAACAAGCCUUGCAGAGAUUUCCCAGAAGCCAAAUCUUGAAGAAAGAAUUCAAAGUCCCAUUACUACCUGGUUUCGCUCCUUACAAUCUGAGUCUGUUAAGGUUGGUUUCCAGGACGAGUUAUGUUGUAGUCACCACACUGGUCUCCAUGCUGCUUCCGUUCUUCAAUGACGUAGUGGGGAUCAUCGGGGCACUAGGGUUUUGGCCGUUGAAUGUGUAUUUUCCGGUGGAAAUGUAUAUAAAACAGAAGAAGAUAACAAAAUGGAGUGGCCGGUGGGUUUGCAUGCAGAUUCUGAGCAUGGCUUGUCUGGUUGUGUCCAUUGUGGCAGUUGUAGGAUCAUUCGCGGGUGCUUUUCUUGACCUCAAAAAGUCCAAGCCAUUCCAUUAUUAA